This is a messenger RNA of Mytilus trossulus (common blue mussel), 1100 nucleotides long. RefSeq names its product homeobox protein EMX1-like. The coding region runs from base 182 to 964 and encodes 260 amino acids. The transcript is spliced from 3 exons. Gene Ontology annotation, cellular component: nucleus. The record is from RefSeq and is a predicted model, not a curated record. Gene Ontology annotation, molecular function: DNA-binding transcription factor activity, RNA polymerase II-specific; RNA polymerase II cis-regulatory region sequence-specific DNA binding. NCBI's taxonomy places the organism in Eukaryota, Metazoa, Mollusca, Bivalvia, Mytilida, Mytilidae. Gene Ontology annotation, biological process: regulation of transcription by RNA polymerase II; neuron differentiation; central nervous system development.
ACCUACUACGUGCAACUAUGAAGAAACAAAUUCAUUAUUAUGUUGGCUUUCCUAUUUAAUUUGUAGAGAAAGCGAUAAAUUAAUUUGUUCAUGCAGACUUUUACAGAGUUACUUCGAACAUCUUAUUACAUUAACAGGCGAAAGUGAAAUUUAUAAAUAAGUCAGACAAUAAUUGGUAAAAAUGAAACCAAUAAAUUCAAAUGGUAAAAGUUCAAACGGAUUUUCAAUUGAUUCCUUGAUUCGACCAGACAAUAACAAAGAAUCUUGUUCUCCAUCAAGUAGCCAGUGUGAGUCUGAACAAUCUACCUCAGUCAUUCCAAGCAGAAUUCCACCAUUACAUCCAGCACUGCCUCCACACGUUAGAAAUCUACUUCUGGCGGACCAAGUCGCACAACAAACGAAUCAUACAGAUUUACUCAACUUUCAGAGAUCAGCGGCUUGGGCUUUUCAUAAUGGAUCACUGCCGUCGGUGGCAUCGUUCUCUAGAGGUAUUCCAGCACCAGUUACUGUUCCGUUACAUUCUACUUAUCCUAACUUUUUACAACCUCAUCGAGAUCCAAUGAACUUGUACCCAUGGCUAAUGUCGAGAAACACUAAUGGCCUCUUUGGACUUCCGUUUGGUCACGCUGAUGCAGGAUUUUACUUCCAUCCUUACAGAAAACCAAAACGAAUCCGAACAGCGUUUUCGCCUUCACAGUUGUUGAAGCUUGAACAUGCAUUUGAGAAAAACCAUUACGUUGUUGGUCAAGAAAGAAAAGACCUAGCAUCGAAAUUAGGACUGACUGAAACACAGGUGAAAGUCUGGUUUCAGAAUCGACGAACAAAGUUCAAGAGGGUCAAAUCAGAAGAAGACGGCGAUGAAGGUGAAGGAUCAUCAUCGUAUCACCAUGACAAUGCAGAUUUUACCCUUCAGCAUCACGAGUCCUCAGAUUCUGAUUCAGAAUGCGAUGUACAAACAGUUUAAAGACAUGCAAUUAUUUGUUUUGGUGCUGACACUGCCUUUAAUUCAUUUCACUAUCAUGUUCGUCUUGCAUUUUGAUAUUGUAUGCAUAUUCCUUUUCUGCUAUGCAAAUAUAUUCUAUUGUAUAUAAUUAUUCCUC